GUGCCCACCAUUCGUUUUCUAUGACUAUCCUGCAUGUCUGGGCAAAAUUUGGAAAAAAUCGUAGGGCCCAUUUUCGAGUUACGCCCUUUUUAAGGGCGUAAACCCCAAUAUUCAAAGAAAAAAUCAAAAUAUUUAGUACUCAAUUAUUUUUGAAUGAUUUUGAUGAAAUAUUUUCAUGAAAAAUUGUAUUGCAUUGAGUAAUAGAUUUGUUUAGCAUAGUUUUUUUUCAAACAAUUGAAGAAAAUAUGACGCUUUUGUGAGUUGAUAUAAAUAAAAGUGUAUUUAUAUGAAAAUAUUUGUAACUUCUCUGGUUGAAGUACGCUAAGGAGAACGUGAAUGUAUAUAAACAAAAAAUAAAUGAAGUAAAUGAAGAGGAAGCUCAUAAAAAGAGAAACCUAGCAUAACAUGUGAAAAAGGCCUGAGUGCCUUUUGUAAACAAACAUGAUUUGAUCGCUGUAGGGCCCAACUAUAUCCACCCACGAAUAUCCGCACCCUUACCGAUAGCCUCAAAAUUGCUUUAUCUGAUAAGGGUGUUGGUGUGCGUGGGUGUAUCGAGAUGGGGCUACAGCGAUCGAAACAUGUUUGUUUGCAAAAAAAACACUUAAGCUCUUUUCACAUGUUAUGCUAACGAUAUUAUGUGUGUUUGAAUAAAUGGAAAAGAGUUUGAAUUGUUUUAAGCCCUUUACAUAGUUCUUUUAUUUGCACAAGAAAAAAAAACAAUCAAUUCUGUAUGAAAUCAUGAACACAAAUAUGUGAUGAUUUAGAAAUUUUGAAGGGCAAUUACAUUUAACCAGAUAUGUAUUGUAUUUGAAAACGUAAUAUUUUGAAUAAGAAUGUAAUCUAUAUAUAUAAAAAUGAGUUUGAAGUUCCUUUGAGGCAACAAAACUCAAGAAUGGAUGAACCGAUCAGCAUGACUCUUGCACUGUUCGGUUCGUAUUCGUGGUGGCUGUGUUUAUAUGUACAAAAAGUUACGAAAAUCUACUAAAACAGUAUGAAAAUUGAAAAAUCGCUUAUUUAUUAUGAGCUGGGAAGAAAAUCAACACGAUCGAUAUGAAACCAAUCUAGAGUGCGGUGCUAAAAUGAGCUCAAACGCUGUCAAACCACCGCAAGCUUGGCAAGGCAAAGUGUGGUUGACACGGCCACCGAUUGAUUCCGUUUUUUUUGUUAUCAUUCGUGCGUACUCCUUACCAAAAAAAAAAAAAAAAUAAUAAAUAUAAGAAACUAAACAGCGUUUCAAAUCCCUUGUUUAGAGUACAAUGAAAAAGAGAGCAUUAAGAGAACUGAUACCUUACGUAGAUUAUCGACAGCGCCUAAGUUGCAAUGAGCCGCGCAAAUAUAUAGAUAUUUCUUUUAAAAAAUGGGUUAUAAACAGACUUGCUUCGGCAUUAGCGUUUUCUAAGUCUUUUCAUUUGCAUCACAUAUCCACAUAGUUUCUAUAAAAGGAGGACAACACGCUGCCAGGAGGCGUUUGUGGUGUGAUAAUCAUGUUUUCCAAUAGUAAAUUUAAACACAUGUGUGUGGUCUUUAUCACCGUAAAGCGGCUUUCAGUGUGGGUAUUCUUAUUUAUAAUACACUAUUACAUUCUUAUUCAAAAUAUUACGUUUUCAAAUACAAUACAUAUCUGAUUAUAUGUAAUUGUCAUUCAAAAUUUAUAAAUCAACACAUAUUGGUGUUCAUGAUUUCAUACACAAUCGAUUCGUUUUUAUUCUUGUGCAAAUAAAAGAAUUAUUGAUUGAUUUGUCUUUAUUAAAGAGACUUUCAGCCCUUGGCUGGUUCGUCUCUAUCCUAAACAUAAAAGAAUUAUGUAAAGGGCUUAAAACAAUUCAAUUUCUUCUUCCAUUCAUUCAAACACACAUAAUAUCAUUUCUAGCAUAACAUGUGAAAAGGACCUAAGUGCUUUUUGCAAACACACAUGUUUUGAUCGCUGUAGCCCCCAUCUCGAUACACCCACGCACACCAACACCCUUUUCAGAUAGAGAAAUCUUCGGGCUAUCGGUUAAUGAUGCGGAUAUUCGUUGGUGGAUACAGUUGGGUCCUACAGUGAUCGAAACAUGUUUGUUUAUAAAAGCACUCAGGCCUUUUUCACAUGUUAUGCUAGGUUUCUCUUUUUAUGAGCUUUCCCUUCAUUUACUUUAUUUUUUUGUUUAUAUACAUUCACGUUUUUUCUCAACGUAUUUCAACCAGAGAAGUUACAAAUAUUUUCAUAUUUUAUUCAUUAUUUCAACAAAAACUGUGCUAAACAAAUCUAAUACUCAAUGCAAUACAAUUUUUCAUGAAAAUAUUUCAUCAAAAUCAUUUAAAAAUUGUUGAGUACUGAAUUUUUCGAUUUUUCUUUGAAUAUUGGGCUUUACGCCCUUUAAAAAGGCGUAACUCAAAAAUGGGCCCUACGAUUUUUUCCAAAUUUUGCCCAGACAUGCAGGAUAGUCAUAGAAAACGAAUGGUGGGCACCGAUUGGAUGGAGAAUUUUUUUUUAUAAUAACGGUCUGGGGAGCACCGUGGUUGCGAAAGCGUUACGAAGCAGUUUUCGAAGGUUUCGGAGCUUCUCAGGAGCGUUACAUAGAGUCCAACCCCUCGGGGGAUUUUAGAUGCAUUUCAGGAAGUUAGGUGGGAUUCAUGUGCGUUACAUGGGGUCCAAAGGGGUCUCAGAGGGAUCUUGCAGGCAUUGAAGUUGAUGAAUUUUCAGAAGAUUUUGAAAGUCCUUAUCACAUAUCUUUUGAAACGCCCUUUUGGAACGCUUAACUCUCCUUUGACAUUAGGAUCAGUUUUGACCCAAACCGUACACUACCUCAGCGAGCUGUUUCCAACGUGAUGCAAUAGGAAGGGUAUUUAAUCCCUUGGAUUUAAAGAUGUUCUUGAUACGUUUCCCUAAAAUGGCUCGAAACUCCCCUGAAACCUCCGUAAUCCAAUUGAAACGCCCUUAAAAUCAUCAUAAUCAAUUUGAAAUUUCUCGGAAACCCUUUGGAUGCCUUUGAUAGGGCCCAUAAACCCCCUGAAAUGCACCUGAAAGCCCCUUGAAACGCCCCUAAAAUUCUAUUCAACGCCCCUAAAACCUCUAGACACGCCUUUAAAAGGUUCCUGAAACACCCCGAAACUCUCUUAGAUUACUCUGAAAUGACUGCAGUAUCUUGAUACGCCCUUCAAAGGCUCCUGAAAUCCCUUCAAUUGGCCUUAAAGCCCCUUGAAAUGUUCCUGAAAUCCCCGUUAAAAUGCCAAAAAAUCUUGACAGAUAGCCCUUAAAAGGCUCCUCAAAUUCUCUGCAAUAACUCCUUAAACACCCCUUGGAACCCCCUUUUUUAGGGUUCUCUGAGAAUUUUCUGGAAAAACCCUUAGCCCCAACCCAAAUGCCCAGGAGCAAGAUCUGUUCGCGCAAACUAUAAUCCCGCAUUGAAACCCAAACUUAAUGUAUGCAUAAAUCUACCUUUUUCUAUGCCUCUUUUAAUUUAUGCACAUUUUCAAUUUAUGCAGUCCCAUGUGCAUAAACAGAGGUUCCAGUGUAAAGAGUUUUUUCUACGUAUUUCUGUGGUUCUAGUGCUCAACAGCAUAGAAAGGGUAGAACAUUAUAUUAUACAGAUUUUUUUCUGGAUAUCCUAGAUCAUCCAAACUGUUCCUGAGUUCAGAUCUUGACGUCUACGGGCGUAACGGUAACUUCUUUCAUUAUAGAAAGCUACGAUUUGUAUUCUAUCAUGUUUAGUAAGUCUUCUGAAAAGGAGCGUAUCUUGACUAUCACGCCGAAGACCUGGGAUCGAAUCCCACUCCCGAAAAACUCACAAAAAUGUGAGUUCUUUCUUCGGAAGGCACGUACAGUGUGGGAUCCGACAUGAACUAGCCUAGGGCUAAAAAUCUCGUUAACCUUCCGUAACUCGCGCGGUUGGCCACCACCGUCAGCACCACGCUAAUGCAAAUGCUAAUGCUUGCUUUUUGAUUAUACAAAGCUACGUUUAGUAUUCUAGCAUAUCCAGUAAAUUUUCUGAAAGUUCAAUAUACAGUAUCAGAACAGUCGGAUCCUAGGUCAUCCAAACUAUUCUUGAGUAAAGAUCUUAAAGUCUACGGGUGUAACGAUAACUUCAUGCCCAGUAGGUUUCCUGAUUUGAUUUCUUGUUUGAUAUGAUUUCUGGUUGAUCUGGAAUAUCUCAAAACUAUCUUGGAAUGACACAUGAAAUGCCAAAGGGAUUACAGAUUACAGUUGGACGUGUAAUGUUAUAGUUCAUUGUGAGAAUAACUACUGUUACUGUCAAGGGCAAAGCAGUGAAAGGAUGUCCACAAGGAGGCGUUUUAUCGCCACUUCUCUGGUCUCUUGUGGUGGAUGAACUACUAACAAGUUUAGAAUCACAAGGAUUUGAAGUAAUUGGGUUUGCCGACGACACUGUCAUUAUAGUCAGGGGAAAAUAUGACAGUGUGAUCGCGAGCAGAAUGCAAACAGCUUUGAACCACACGAUUAAAUGGUGUAUGUCUGAAGGUUUGGACAUCAACCCUCAUAAAACAAACAUCAUUCCGUUUACUAAACGAAAAAAAUUCAACAUUUAAGGGACUUUAAUGACACUUUCAUCAGAAGUAAAAUACUUGGGAGUUAUUUUGGAUAGUAAAUUAAACUGGAAUUCACACUUAAAUUAUGCCAUAGACAAAGCAACAAAUACACUGUGGAUAAGUAAAAGAACCUUUGGUAAUAAAUGGGGACUGCGACCAGCUAUGAUCCAUUGGAUUUACACGGCUAUCGUAAGACCCAGAAUUACAUAUGCUUCAUUGGUGUGGUGGCCAAAAACUAAGGAAAAAUGUGCGAUUAAAAAACUGGGAAAAAUACAAAGACUCGCUGCUGUAUCAACAACAGGUGCAAUGCGUAGCACUCCCACAAACGCAUUAGAUGCUAUGCUAAAUAUUCUCCCGUUACAUCAAUAUGUCCAGCUGGAAGCCGAAAAAGCCGCAAUACGGCUUAAGCGUACCAAGGUCUUAUAUGAUGGUGACAUCAAAGGACAUUUGAGUGUUCUAAAAGAAAUUCAAGUCAAUCCAUUAGCUACAGUCAAUAAUGACUGGAUGGAAACGCAAUUCAAUUUCGAACGCAUGUAUAAUGUUAUAGAGCCGGAUCGUACAGUUUGGGACGAAGGAGGACCGCUAAUUCGUCCAGGAUCAAUCGUAUUUUAUACUGAUGGAUCGAAACAAAACGAUCAAGUUGGAGCUGGAGUUACUGGCCCUGGUGUUAGUUUGUCAGUAUCUAUGGGUAGAUGGCCAACCAUCUUCCAAGCUGAAAUACAAGCAAUACUAGAAUGCGCUACUAUUUGCUUAAAAAGAAAAUACAAACAUUCAAACAUAUGCAUUUUCUCGGAUAGUCAGGCAGCUUUAGCAGCUUUAAAAUCAUACACAUGUACUUCGAAGUUGGUAUGGGAAUGUGUCCUUUUGCUGCAACAAUUGUCUGCUAACAAUUCCAUUAACAUUUACUGGGUGCCUGGUCACCAUGGAAUAGAUGGGAAUGAAAAAGCAGAUGAACUUGCAAGAAUGGGAUCAUCUAAACCUCUACUAGAGCCAGAGCCUUUUUGUGGGACCUCUCCAUGUUCCAUAAAAAUGGAGCUCAGGAACUGGGAAAAGGUCAUGAUGAUAACCAACUGGAAUAACACCCAAGGUGCACGACAAUCCAAAAAGUUUAUUACUCCAAAUAUUUCUGUUACACAAAAACUUCUUGCUCUGUCAAAGAAAGACCUGUGUACAUACACAGGACUAAUAACAGGCCACUGUUUAGUUAAAUAUCACCUAAGACUUAUCAAAAUAGUCGAAGAGGAUGUUUGUCGUUUUUGCAAUGAGGAAACUGAGACCUCUGAACAUUUGCUAUGUGAUUGUAUUGGGCUUUAUACCACAAGGCUAAAAUAUUUUGACAAGGGAUUUUUACAGCCCUCUGAUAUAUGGUCGUUAUCCCCUCGUAAGGUAAUUCAUUUUAUACGAUAUAUUAUUCCCUGCUGGGAAAAUACCGAUAAUCAUGUGCAGAGGGUCACUACUCAUAGUGACCUAUCGCCUUGAGAAACGGUUAAACAUUAAAGUGGGUGGUGUAUCACAAUAGAUCAGAGAAGUGCUCGCAGUGAUAAGUUACCCUACAAAAAAAAAAAAAAAAAAACUGUCAAGGGCUAAACUUCAAGACAAUUUGGAAGACCCUUUAUGCCCCAAGGGUUCAUAAUAAUAUAUAAUAGACUUUAGGUUGGUCCAGUAACCGCGAUUGAUUAUGCAAUGUUACUCUGCAUAUCAGAACUGGUUGUUGUUACGAGUGCAGAUCUGAAGUUCUGAACUCCAAGAUAGAUUUCAAGAACUUCACGGAUCCCAGCAGAUAUUUAUGAUGAAAACACAUAAAAUUGUUCUUGUAGAUUUGAAGAACUUUAUUAUAAAACAGUUUGGACGACCCAGAAUGUCCCAAAGGUUUAUAAUAAUAAUAUCUUGCAGACUUUAGGUUUGUUCAGUACCUACCCGCAACGUUACUCAGUAUGGUAGAUAUGGCUAAUGUUACAAGUGUAGACUCGAGAUUCUAAACUCCAAGGCAAUUUGGGAUACUUGGAAUUCCCUAUAGUAUAGUGUAUAAAAAUGACAUUGUAAAUUUAUAGAGCUUCACGAAUCCCAGCAGAUUAUGUAAUGCUUUUAGAUUUGAAGGACUUUACUACAGAGCAGUUCGGAACACGUAGAACAUCCCAGAACAUGAAACAGCUUUUGAUAUUCUUGGGAUAUUUCUCAAAGCUUCACACAGGAAUUCUCUUGGAAUUCAACUUGAGAUUUCACUCGGAGUUUCUCCCGGAAUUUAUUUUAGUUUUUCAUAGCUUAUCCUGGACUUUCUCUAAAUAUUUUUUCCGGGGUUCAUUCAGCGUUCCUUUUGAAAUUUCUACAGAAACUAUUGUUAAUAUUUCUCUCGGAGUUCUUUCCAUGAUUUCUGAGGGUUUUCCAGGCAUUUCCUCUAAGUUGUUUUCGAGGAUUCUUGCUGUGAUCGUCCUCAGAUUUCUCUCAGGGAUAUCCUCCAGGAUUACUCCCAGUGUUUUUUCCAGUAUCCAGCCCGGGAGUCUUUUGGGUGUCUCUUUUGGGAUUUUUAGCCAGGGGUUUCCACGAGUUUGUCUCGGAACACACUAGAAACUGGAACCUCUUUUUAUGUCAUGAACUGGGGGUACAUAAAUUGAAAAUGUGCAUGAAUCAGAAAAGAGGAAAUUCAGUCAGUACCUUUGAUGAAAGAACAUAGUUCUCACACUUGCCUCUGGGUGUGUGUGUUUGUGAUCGUGCAUUGGUCUUUCAGACCAAGAACCAGAAAAUUGUAACAAAAUAUAACAAAACAUAAUUUGUAUAUCUCAUUGUGGUCUAUAUGUUCAACAUUGGUAUUUUUAAAUACUGUAACGCGAUUAUAUCACAUUUAGUUAUAAAUGUUGUUUAAGUUUUCAAUUUCAAUAUAAUUUAGUUUUGACUCUUCGACGUUUAGAAAAUAUUGAUAAUAAAUAGUAUCAAAUUUUGAUAGAAACUUGCUAAAAUGCAUAUCACAUUAUGUUAUAAGGACUGUUCAUUAAAGAAAGUGGACACCUGUUUUUCAAUAGAAAAAAAAAUAUUUUCGAACAAAUUCAUAACUUUAUUUUUUUCUUAUGACAAUCAACAUACAUGUGACCGAAUUCACGAGAGUUUGAACAUUUACUUUGCAUUUCUGAAGAACGCUCGGACUUUCCUUUUGAUACAUCCCAUUAGAUUCUGCACAACUUUCUCCGUAACCUUUCGUUGUGCCGCAGUCCAAAUUUUCUUGAAGCAAUCAACAGAGCUUGCUUCUCUUCCAUCUUUCUUGAGAUGCCGCCUAAUUAUUGUCCAAUAUAUUUCCGCAGGACGCAGUUAAUGGAAGUUUGGUGGAUUUUGCCAUUUUUCGAGGAAAUCGACUUUUUCCGUCUUCAGCAUCUCUAGUGUAGAAGAAGCUGUAAUAAGCGGAUGCCAGAUCCGGCCAAAACAGUGGAUAAUCCGUAUGUUUUCGGUAGAUGGGCAUAAGUCGUUUUUUGAUGCAUUCCUCUCUGUUAUUUUCACCGUUAAUUGUUCCCAUUAUUAAAUAUGAAGAACUCUUUGAGCCGCAUGAACAAUUGGCUUGCCACACCAAAAACUUUUGCCCAUUUUUUCGGUUCUGAUGUACCCUACAUCAUCUGGCACAUCUGUCCCCUGCUCAGCGUUGAAAAAUUGCGGUCAUGGAAGUGUACUAAUAUGUCAAUUCUCGAAACGACAACUUUUUGGAACACCAUUUGUGCAGAAUUAAAAGCUAGUCGCUAAGCUAAUCCGACCCGUCGCUCGAAAUUUCUAACUUUUUUCCGUUUUCUUUGAGUGUGCUGCCAAAGUGAACAAUGGUUUUACACACUGAGCAAAAAUUCACAAUUUUUUGUUAAGUUUUAACUUUAAACUAUUGGUGAACAGAUGUCUACUUUCUUUAAUGAACAGUCCUUAAUUUUGAUUCGAUCAUAACAAAAUAUGUUAUUAUCUUGAUUAGACCAGUGUAUGUCUUUUUGUCAUUUAAACAGCAUCUUGCAUCUUGUUUACAACAUAAUAAGUUAUUGAAACAUAUUAUAACAUCAUAACAAAAUAUGAUAUUAACUAUAAUUCGGGCUUGAAUUGAGAUUUUAACAAGAUCAAGGGGCGCUUCAGAGGUAUUCAAGGGGAUUUCAGGUGGUUUCAGGUAUCUUAGAUUUAUUUUAUAGGGUUUAAAGCUCUUUCAAAGGCGCUUCUACAAGGUUAAGGGGCGUUUCAAAGCGAUUCAAGCCGUACCGGAACCCCCCUAUAACGCUAAAACACCAUUGGAACCGUCUACACUAUAUUAAAUCUUCCAGCGAUCCCCUUAAACCCCCAAAAUGUCCCUGAAUCUACCUGAGACUCCCCGAAACUGCUUUAACUCUCCAUGGAACCCACUGUAGCUACUUGAAACGCUUCUGAAACUCCUCUUGAAAUGCCCUGAAACCUUCAACAGCCCCCUGAAAUCUCUUGAAGCCCCCUGUGAUGUCACUGAGAUCCCCAGAAUCCUGCCUGAAUUCCCUUGGGGAAUCUCAAGGGGAAGCAUAUAUUAAAAUUUCUUAGAGAUCCACUGAGACUCCUUGAAAUUGCCUAGAAACCCCCUGAAAUUUCCCAGCAACUCUCUUGAGAGUUCUCUGAUUCCUCUUGAGAACCUCCUGAACCAUCCGGAGACCAUCUUAAACGCCAUUCAGACUCCCUGAAAUUCCCUGAAUUCCCCUAAAACACACCUGAAAACCCUUGAGAUCCCUCGAAUCGCCCUUGGGAUCUCCAGACCCUCUGCAUCCGCCUGAUAACCCAUUAAACGCCCCUGAGAUCCCCUGGAAAGCCCCCUGAAACCGUCUGGAACUCCUCGAAAUGUCUCUAUAAUCUUCCUGGAUGCUUUUGAAACCCUCGGAAACCCUCUGAAACCCUCUCAACGUUCCUGAAAUUCACUUAAACGCCUUCAAAAUUAAGUCUUGAAUUGAAUCGAGUGUAUUGAUGGUUUGUACCUUUCAAUUUCACCAGUCAGUUAUCCAGACUGAUGAAGACAGCAAGUGGUAUUCGAAAUACGCGUUUCUGUCAAAUACUAGAUAUGUCAAUACAAUUGGUUCAAUUCCAGACUUCGGUUUGAAGGCAUUUAAGGGAAUUUCAGAGAUGUUGAGAGAAUUUCAGAGGUUUUUCGGGGAUCUCAGAAGCAUUCUGGUAGUUUUACAGGCAUUUUGAGGAGUUCCAAAAGGAUUUCAGGGGCGUUCUAGAGGAUCGGCGGGAGAGAGUCUCUGCAACCCAAUAUUGUCCCCUCUUUAGACCCCUUUGGAAUUUUUCAAACUUUUAAGAGACAUUUUCGAAGGAACGUCGUUAGAAAUCUGGCGAGACACUCUAAGAUAACCCCGGAAAGGAAGUGCUACAGAAGUAUCGCAACUUCUAGCAACAUUUGUGGCAUCGAAAAACACAUUACCGGCAACCUGAUAUGGUGUUUUGUUUUGAUGCUGCGUUCCAUUUCACACCGUUCCAUAAGCAGAAUGACGUUUGAACUAUUUUUAGAUUGAACGGUGUGCAGAUUAGAGGGGGUCAAACCAAAAAGUGUUCAGAUUAUAUGCGGUCUAGCGAAGAUGGGUAGACAAUAGUAA
Aedes albopictus (Asian tiger mosquito) is the source of this 10085-nucleotide messenger RNA. RefSeq lists its product as uncharacterized. Bases 4534 to 6003 code for a protein of 489 amino acids. The record is from RefSeq and is a predicted model, not a curated record. The transcript is spliced from 2 exons. NCBI's taxonomy places the organism in Eukaryota, Metazoa, Arthropoda, Insecta, Diptera, Culicidae. Gene Ontology annotation, molecular function: RNA-DNA hybrid ribonuclease activity; nucleic acid binding. Gene Ontology annotation, biological process: DNA replication, removal of RNA primer.